AUGGCUAGCCCGUCGCCGCAGAAUAGUCCGAUGCCGCCGCCACAGGCGCCGAGUCCUAUGGGACCGCCAACUCAGAGCCCGGCUCCGCCGCACUCGCCUCACAGCCCCUAUAAUCAACAACAUGUGAAUGGACCACCACCUUCUCAUCCUGCCGGCUCUGGACAGCCUCCAAUCUCGAAUCAUAUGCCGCCGUCUGGUCCCCCGCACAACAUUGCCCCUAAUGCUAAUGGUCCUCCUGGAGUGCCCCAACAUCCUAAUAUGCCUCCGGGUGGCCAUCAAAUGCCUGCGCAUAUGGUUGGACCUCACAUGUCUGGGCCACCAGGUCAUGGUGGACCAGGUCCCAAUGGACAUUCAAACAUGCCUGGGGCCCCUCAGCACCCUAAUAUGCCCGGUCAAGGUGCACCCCAUGGAUACAUGCAACAUCAAAUUGGCCACUUGCCCCCAAACCAGGCGCCAAUGGGUAUGGGCGGAGGACCGCCGCCACCUGGAGGGCCUCAAGGACCACCCGGUAUGCCCAUGCCCCGUGGGGGCCCACCACCGCAUGGAGGCCAUCCGCAAGGCAUGCCGCCAAUGCCACCGCACCACAAUAUGAUGGGAGGAUAUGGCCACCCAGCUCCUUCUCCGGGCGGUUCUACUCCGCCCGCAUCUGCAAGCAGUGGUGCGCCUCCACCGGGCCAACAACAACCCCCAACAGCACAAACGCCACCACACGGAUCUGUUCCGCCACCUUCGACAUCAGCAGCCAAUGGUGCGCCGUCUUCUUCGCCCAUGCAAGGUUCACUUGCUGCAGCUGGACCAGAUAACCUAAACGCCUUACAGCGCACCAUAGACUCGAUGGAGGAGAAGGGCAUGCAAGAUGAUCCCCGGUAUUCGCAGCUGUUAGCCAUUCGGGCACGUAAUAGCCCCCACUUUUCCAAUACACAAUUGAAUCAAUUGAAGGCGCAGAUUGCGGCCUACAGAAAUUUAGCGCGUAAUCAACCGAUAACUCAGCAAAUAGCGUUAAUGGCGACUGGUAAGCGAACAGGUGAUUCGCCACCGGAAUGUCCAACACCGCCAGCACAACCACCAUCGCCGUAUGGUGGCAGUAGCGGGGCUUCGCAGGGAUCUGGACCCGCGGGUGCAGCCGGCUUGGGAUACGCUGGUGCAGCGGAGCCCGCUCGCGGUGGUGGUGGUGCACCUCCCACGCCAUUGCCAAUGACGGGUCAGAUGGCACCCCCAACACAACCUACGCCGCCUCUCGUCAAUCCGCCAAUUGGUGGUGCACCUGCCGUGAGACCAGGCGGCCCAGUUCGACCUGCUGGGCCCACCGCACCUGGAGGUCAGCCUGCACAGCCCGGUGCACCGACUCCUGUAGCUAAACAGAACCGGGUGACGAGCAUACCCAAACCAGUGGGAAUUGACCCGCUGCUGGUGCUGAAUGAACGAGAGAAUAGAAUCGCAGCGCGCAUCUCCCAUCGCAUGGAAAUGCUGUCCAGUCUACCGGCUAACAUCCCGGACGAUCUAAGAUUGCAAGCACAGAUCGAGCUGAGAGCUCUUCGUCUGCUUAACUUCCAAAAGCAGUUGCGUUCAGAGAUAUUGGGACAAGUCCGCCGCGACACUACCUUGGAAACGGCGGUGAACAUCAAGGCGUACAAGCGGACUAAGAGGCAAGGCUUGCGAGAGGCUCGCGCUACUGAAAAGCUGGAAAAGCAACAGAAACUCGAAGCGGAGAGGAAGCGAAGGCAGAAACACCAAGAGUUCUUGCAAACUGUGUUGCAGCAUGCAAAGGACUUCAGAGAGUACCACCGCAACAAUAUUGCGAAAUUAUCGCGCAUUAACAAGGGUAUUAUGAACUACCACGCGAACGCUGAACGCGAACAGAAGAAGGAACAAGAGCGAAUCGAGAAGGAGCGUAUGAGACGUCUUAUGGCAGAGGACGAAGAAGGUUAUAGGAAGCUUAUUGACCAAAAGAAAGACAAGAGAUUGGCGUUCCUCCUAUCACAGACGGACGAAUAUAUCGCCAGUCUCACGGAGAUGGUGAAACAGCACAAGCAGGAGCAGCGCAAGAAACAGCAAGAAGAAGAGCGUAGGAAACGGAAAUCAAGAAAGAAGAAGGUACUCGAAGGCGGUGACAUUGACGCGCUCGAUGACAGUUCACAGACCUCCGACUCACGCGUCGGCGUCAUGGACCCUAAAACGGGAGAGAUACUGCGUGGUGAGGAAGCGCCCUUAUUGUCGCAACUCAAAGACUGGAUGGAUACGCACCCUGGCUGGGAGGUGCUGUCAGACUCGGACGACUCGGGAGAUGACAGCCAGGAUGAUGAGCACAGGAGCAAAAGAGACAGACAUAGAGAUGAAAGAAGCGAUAAAGAGAAGAGUGACGAAGAGAAGGCACGGGAGAUGAUCAAGAAGGCGAAGGUAGAGGACGACGAGUAUAAAACAGAGGAACAGACAUACUACAGUAUCGCCCACACGGUUCACGAAUCUGUCACGGAGCAAGCGAGCAUUCUCGUUAAUGGAAAUCUUAAGGAAUACCAAAUUAAGGGUCUUGAAUGGUUGGUGUCGCUAUUCAACAACAAUCUUAACGGUAUCUUGGCGGACGAGAUGGGUCUGGGUAAAACCAUCCAGACCAUUGCGCUAGUUACAUACCUGAUGGAGAAGAAGAAGGUCAACGGUCCGUUCCUCAUCAUCGUACCGCUUAGUACACUCUCCAACUGGGUGCUGGAGUUCGAGAAGUGGGCGCCAACUGUGCAAGUGGUGUCUUACAAGGGUUCGCCUCAGUCGCGUCGUCUCGUCCAGACACAGAUGCGCUCUGCCAAAUUCAACGUCCUUUUAACCACCUAUGAAUACGUUAUCAAGGAUAAGGGUGUACUUGCUAAGGUACAAUGGAAGUACAUGAUAAUCGACGAAGGUCACCGAAUGAAGAACCACCAUUGCAAGUUGACCCAAGUGCUGAACACUCACUACGUGGCCCCGCACCGCUUGCUGCUGACCGGUACACCGCUGCAAAACAAGUUGCCAGAGUUGUGGGCGUUGCUCAAUUUUCUCCUACCCUCCAUCUUCAAGAGCUGCUCUACGUUCGAGCAGUGGUUCAACGCGCCUUUCGCUACUACCGGAGAAAAGGUGGAACUUAACGAGGAAGAGACGAUUCUUAUCAUCCGUCGUUUGCACAAAGUAUUGCGUCCCUUCCUGUUAAGGCGUCUCAAGAAGGAGGUGGAAAGUCAGCUUCCAGAUAAGGUCGAAUACAUCAUUAAGUGUGAUAUGAGCGCCCUUCAAAGAGUUUUAUACAAACACAUGCAGUCAAAAGGUGUUCUGCUUACUGAUGGCUCAGAGAAGGGAGGUACCAAGGGUAAGGGUGGCGCUAAGGCGUUGAUGAACACCAUCGUGCAGCUCAGAAAGCUAUGCAACCAUCCGUUCAUGUUUCCACACAUCGAGGAGAAGUUCUGCGACCAUGUAGGGGGUGGUGGUGGUGUCGUCUCUGGCCCUGACCUUUACCGAGUAUCUGGUAAAUUUGAACUUUUGGACCGCAUCCUACCGAAACUAAAGCAAACUGGGCACAGGGUGCUGGUCUUCUGUCAAAUGACGCAAUGCAUGACGAUCAUUGAAGACUAUCUCUCGUGGAGAGGCUUCCAAUACUUACGAUUGGACGGUAUGACAAAGGCCGAGGACCGUGGGGAACUGCUGAAGAAAUUCAACGACGUCGACUCGGAGUACUUCCUUUUCUUACUGUCGACGCGCGCUGGCGGUCUAGGUCUCAAUUUGCAGAGCGCUGACACAGUCAUCAUAUUUGACUCCGACUGGAAUCCGCAUCAGGACCUGCAAGCUCAAGAUCGUGCUCAUCGUAUCGGUCAACGAAACGAGGUCCGCGUGCUCCGUUUGAUGACCGUUAACUCUGUGGAAGAAAGAAUUUUGGCAGCAGCCAGAUACAAAUUAAACAUGGACGAAAAAGUAAUUCAAGCUGGAAUGUUUGAUCAAAAGUCGACUGGAUCGGAACGGCAGCAGUUUUUGCAGAGUAUUCUUCACCAGGACGGCGAUGACGAAGAGGAAGAAAACGAGUUGCCAGACGAUGACCUAAUAAACGAGAUGAUAGCGCGUUCCGAAGAAGAAUUAGAGAUCUUCAAGCAAAUAGACAUAGAGCGCAAGAAACAAGAGACACAUUCGCGUCUUAUAGAUGAGUCUGAGUUACCAGAUUGGCUGGUUAAGAAUGACGAUGAGGUCGUUUGCAAUAAGGGUCAAGGCUGGAGUUAUUUGGAGGAAGAUGAAACUCUCGGGCGUGGUUCUAGACAGCGCAAGGAGGUAGACUACACCGAUUCUCUAACUGAGAAGGAGUGGCUUAAAGCAAUAGAUGACGAGUUUGAAGAAGAGGAAGAAGAAGAUGACGAUGACGAAGUGCUAGAUAAGAAGAGGAAAAAAGGACGGAAGAGACGCCGCAACCAAGAAGACUCAGAGGAAGACGAGGCGCCCUGUUCCACAAAGAAGAAAAGUAAAACUGAAAUCAAUCAGCUAAAGAGACGACUAAAGAACAUUAUGAAGAAAGUUAUUGACCACACUGAUGAGAACGCCCGCGUGUUGUCCGAACCAUUUAUGAAACUACCAUCCCGAAGAGAGCUGCCAGACUACUAUGACGUUAUCAAGAAACCGCUUGACAUUAAAAAGAUUAACAACAGGAUUGAGGACGGAAAGUACAACGACAUAUCUGACUUAGAAAGGGAUUUCUUUACGCUAUGCGCGAACGCCCAGACGUACAACGAAGAAUCGUCGCUAAUCUACGCGGACUCGGUGCGCCUGCGCAACGUAUUCAUCGAUAUACGUCGUAAAUAUGAGAGCGGACAAAACUCAGACGAUUCAGAUGAUAAUGAAAAAGACGAAGAAGACUCCGACGGCGAAGAUAACCGUUCCGUCAAAAUGAAGAUAAAGCUUGGAAAAGGCAAAAGUAAGAGUGCCCCCAAAAAGCGUAAACAGCGCAAGUAUAUUUCGGAUGACGAGGACUAUGAAGAAGAUUAG
Molecule: messenger RNA, 4983 nt
Organism: Leptosia nina
Lineage: Eukaryota; Metazoa; Arthropoda; Insecta; Lepidoptera; Pieridae
Source: the annotation of a GenBank genome assembly